CACUUCAGUUUUUAGAGCGUAAACAUCUGCUCCUCCCCCACCGGACAAACCAGCGCGACUUUUAGGUUGUUUAUACACGUCUUAAAACUAUUUMAAAUCUGACUUAUGUUCAGUCGUAUGCCUUAUUCGCUCCUGCUAGGUUUGCCUGGCGGUGGGUGGUGUCGACCAUCCUCCGAAGGUUGCUGAUGAGGAGGAGCUUGAGCAGAUGUUGCCGAAGAAGUAGGUGACACAUUCUUGAACCGCAGCACAUGGGUCAGUGCUCGAUUCUGCCAAGGAAGGAGAACGCAGCAAGAGUACUCCAGUGGAGAAGUACACCUUGGGUUCAGUGGCUGUUUGAAAUGAACCCAACCUUGRCCUCUUCGUGACCCCACCAGCCUCCCCAUUUAUUUGUCUUUUGUUUGUUUUUCCACUUGGCCUCAGUCGGGCCCCUUGAAUCUUUCAACAGUUUCUMGUCAGAGUUGAUGCUUAAAGCUCUAAAUUAGUCAGAAUGGUUGCCGAAAUAGACGCAGCCUCUGUAGGCAGCGGUAUUAGGCUGAAGCAGGAGAUUUCCCUCCUCCAUGGCGUCUGCCUCAUCGUAGGAAAUAUGAUCGGCUCUGGAAUCUUCRUCUCACCGAAGGGAGUCCUCAUGCACACGGGCUCGUUCGGCUUGUCUCUGGUUGUGUGGGCCAUCGGCGGGGUGUUCUCUGUGUUUGGAGCGUUGUGCUACGCAGAGCUUGGGACYACCAUCCGUAAAUCUGGCGCUUCCUACGCCUACAUUCUGGAAGCCUUUGGAGGCUUCCUGGCUUUUAUUCGACUGUGGACGUCCCUGAUGAUAGUAGAACCAGCCUGUCAGGCAGUGAUCGCCUUGACCUUCUCCAUCUACAUGGUCCAGCCCUUCUAUCCCACCUGCACAGCCCCUUAUCACGCCGUCCGCCUUUUUGCUGCCGCCAUCAUAUGCUUGCUCACGGCUGUCAACUGUAUGAAAGUCAAAUGGGGCGCGAUUCUUCAGGUCGUCUCCACGGUGGCCAAGGUCCUCGCCCUCAUCGUCAUCAUCAUCACUGGCCUGGUGAAGCUGGCCCAAGGCUUCGACCAGAAUUUUGAGAACUCGUUCAAACACUCCAAGCUGGAUCCCGGUGACAUGGCUUUAGCUCUUUAUUCAGCACUUUAUUCCUAUUCUGGCUGGGACACGCUCAACUUCAUUACAGAGGAGAUCAAGAACCCAGAGAGGAAUCUGCCCUUGUCCAUUGCCAUUUCCAUGCCCAUCGUCACAAUAAUCUACAUCUUGACUAAUAUAGCUUACUACAUUGUCAUGGACGCAGACACGGUGCUCGCAAGUGAAGCUGUUGCUGUGACGUUUGCAGACGAGGUGCUGAGCUGGGCCCGAUGGCUGAUCCCCAUUUCUGUGGCCAUUUCCUGCUACGGAGGCCUCAACUCCUCCAUCAUCGCUGCUUCCAGGUUGUUUUUUGUUGGCUCCAGGGAGGGCCACCUUCCUAACAUCCUGUGCAUGAUCCACAUAAAGCGCUUCACCCCGAUUCCAGCUCUGCUUUUUAAUGGUGCCAUGUCUCUGUUCUACCUGUCUGUGCCCGAUGUCUUCCAGCUGAUCAACUUUUUCAGUUUCAACUACUGGCUCUUCAUUGGCAUGUCGAUAGCCAGUCAGAUCUACCUCCGCUUCAAAGCUCCAGACAUGCCRCGGCCCGUCAAGCUCCCCUUGUUCUUCCCAAUAGUUUACUGCUUGUGCAGCAUUUUCCUGGUGGUGGUUCCUCUCUACAGCGACCCCAUCAACUCUCUCAUUGGGAUUGCUGUCGCCCUCUCCGGUGCACCCGUCUACUACAUCUGCGUUCAUCUGCCGCCCACCUCCAGACCCGCCUUCCUGGGCAAAAUGCUCGAUAAGAUGUCUCUGUUCACCCAGAAGCUCUGCAUGUGUUGCGUGGCCUCCCCAGAUAUCGAUCUGGACAACAUAGACCCUGAAAAGAUUGAAUGAUCAAAACCAAACAGAGGACUCUGUGGGAAGAACUGCACAGGAACGAUAGAAGCUGUGGGUUUCAGAGCGCCUCGGUUUGGAUGAUUAUAGUCUGAAUGUAUGGAGGGGGGAUGGGUUGGCGCUCUUCCCAUCGUGAGUUAGAAACCAGCAGGAUGUUUCACGUGCUCGAACACAACACAGUAUUUGUGGUGCCGUUUCUUUGUGCCAUAACUCAGCAGUUUACAGCUGUGGCUCUUUGUUUGUGAUUUAGUGAUUAUUGUUGCCUGAACAGCAGCAACAAAAAGACCUUUUUUUUUUUUUUUGAACCCCUUGGUGGCACUCGACAGCAGCAGUUUUGCACAUCUUCCAUUUGUUUUCGACGACCACGGGAAGUCAUUUUCUGAUGUUACUGAAGGACCAAAUACACAUGUAGAGGUUUUUACUUUUCUUCGUUUCGCAGGAGRUUUGACAAAAAGUGCUGUUAUUUCUUACGAUUCUUAGUUGCCUUCGCUCCUUAGUUUCUCCCCAAAGAAACAUUUGUUCUUGCAGAGCAUCUGUAAAACAUGUCACUGUGCUUUGCUCCUGUUUACGUUUGUUUUGUGCUCAAAUCUGACUAACUUUAGCUGAUGUAGACAUUCAUCAACAAGCCAAAAAAAAUUUAUAUUUAAUUCAGCAGUUUAUGUUUACAACAUAUUUGGGUUUAGGUCACGCCUCUUACUGUUGCCUCUUKUUAACUAAUUACAAGUGAAGAGAACCUUUUUAAAGGGAUAUUUCAGCUCUUUUUGAAGUGGACUUCUAUAGGACGGUCUAACAUUUAGGUACUAUAGAUUUGUUGACUGAAUGGGUUUGGAGUUUCAGACCACCUGGAUCAGGCAUAAUCUGAGCCGGGCUAAGACCAGAGUAUAUUUAAGCUGUUCAAAAAUAACUCAUGUUGGCGCAGCCUGGGGUGUUUUCUACCAGAAAUGCCUCGCAGUAAUAUAUUAACAAGGAUAUGUGCUGCUCCACCUGGUUGUGACCAGAGGACUCCAUAUAAACAACCACAUCAUGUGAAACUGAGUGCUUUUUGAAUGUUUUAUUAAAUACUGUUUGUAUGGAUCUCCUUGAUAGUGGAGUUAAUUUGAAACAAUAGUCUAUUUUGAUCUUAGCGUCUAGCUAUUAGCUCACAGAUCUGGUCAGAAUUAAACGCUCUCCAAAUUGAAGUAAUCCAAAACUGCAGCAGGUAAGAUAUUUACUCUUCAUAUCCUUGCAGCUUAUGCUCACUUCAAAAGAUGUGAACUUUUCUAAGUAGCAAACAUUAAAGCUGUUUUUACAUUGAAAAUAUAAUGUUUUGUUGUUUUUGGUUCAGGGUCUAUAGAAACACCUCAGGUCUGAUCAUGCUAACGCUCAAAUGCUGCUUAUUUCACCUCAAAAAUCUAGUUUUCUUUAGAGAGUGGGACACCUAUGGGGCGUUUAAUGUGUUGAAGUACCAGCUUGUUUCUUCUCAGUACACGACAAACAUCUGGACCGUUCUCCUGCUCAUUCAGCUUGUAGUGAUAUUUUGCAGCUGUAGGACUUCGAGAUGAAUCAAAUGUUUAUCCUCGCGAACUGUACGUGCCUUCAAGGUCCUUUCUCGUGUAAUUUUGUUCGUUCUCAAAAUGCUGUAAACAAUCAGAGUUGAUCAAAUGUUCUCCAGCUUGUUUUGUUGUUUCACAUCUGUUCUAAUUAGACGGACCGUUAAGUCGAGCCCAUUUUGUCACUAGCUGGAUUUAAACGGGCCUUUAAUGUAAAAGUCCAGUUUAUUUGUCCUCGACAUAAGCUUUUAGCAUAUAGAUAGAUAGAAUAUGUGCUUAUUUGCUUUCUCUGGGAUUCUGGAUAUUAUUCAAACCAAAUUGGUGAAGAUGUUUAAAAUAAGUUCUAUAUAUUCUGUAUUUUCACAAAUGAUUUGUAUUUAAGUGCAGGAAGUUAGCGUUGCAAUGUACUGUAAACAUGUAUUUGUUGUUUCAGUGGUACCAAAUGUUAGAAAAUCUUAUGGUUCAGAAUAAAAGGUUUAACUCUUCA
Messenger RNA from Austrofundulus limnaeus, 3976 nucleotides. RefSeq names its product Y+L amino acid transporter 2-like. NCBI's taxonomy places the organism in Eukaryota, Metazoa, Chordata, Actinopteri, Cyprinodontiformes, Rivulidae. Bases 488 to 1960 code for a protein of 490 amino acids. Gene Ontology annotation, biological process: amino acid transmembrane transport. Gene Ontology annotation, molecular function: basic amino acid transmembrane transporter activity; L-amino acid transmembrane transporter activity. The transcript is spliced from 12 exons. Gene Ontology annotation, cellular component: membrane. The record is from RefSeq and is a predicted model, not a curated record.